Messenger RNA from Hippocampus comes (tiger tail seahorse), 3268 nucleotides. It is a transcript of the gene mfsd12b, whose product is annotated as major facilitator superfamily domain containing 12b. Gene Ontology annotation, cellular component: plasma membrane. The record is from RefSeq and is a predicted model, not a curated record. Gene Ontology annotation, molecular function: symporter activity. NCBI's taxonomy places the organism in Eukaryota, Metazoa, Chordata, Actinopteri, Syngnathiformes, Syngnathidae. Bases 1377 to 2759 code for a protein of 460 amino acids. Gene Ontology annotation, biological process: pigment metabolic process involved in pigmentation; carbohydrate transport; regulation of melanin biosynthetic process. The transcript has 9 exons.
AUGUUCUCAUCACAACAGCAAGGGAAGGCAACAUAGGAAGGAAGUAUAGGACAUACAAUAACUUUAAGUACAGCUGCACAAGCUAAAGGUAUGUAUGGCAUUUGUCUGCCAUUACGAAGGUACAAUUUGGUUUCGAUUGACACAGAGGUAUUUAACAGUUUAUUGUGGUUUGUGGUCGUGCAAAACUACACUAUCAGAGUGCUUCUAAAGCUACCCCCCCCCCAAAAAAAAAUGGGAAACGAUGCAAAGCAGUAUUGAAAAUUCCAACCUCUGCAGCACAAAAGGAAUAGGCUUUCACUAUUCUAUGACAUGUUUUUCCACAUGAAGUCAAUGCAGGAGGAUAUCCGGUGGGAUGUGACUGCAAACUUUUUUCGUGUGUGAGGGAGGGGGUACUGCCCCUCGGAGAAAGUUUCCACUCAAUAUGCACCUGGGAUUUUUUUCUUUUGUUCGGGUUGUUUGUCUUAAAAUUGUCACUUACACUUGUAUGGACGGAUUGCUGUGUUUUGGGAUAUUAAGCAGUAUCGUAUGCCAACGUGUGCGUCGUGCAGCUGUUUCGACGGAAGUUGGGGUACACGUUGGCGUCAGAAGAGCACGUUGGACUUCAUUUCCCGCCAUGCAAUUGACCGUCAUCUUCCGAAACACUUCGUUUGCACUUUUUUUGGAGGCUUUGUUUAGACAAACAUGGACAUUGAUUGUCUUUCAAGUGUUCUGCUGCUGUGUCCUUUUGAGUUGCUUCUGUUUUGAGAUGAGUUGAACUUGUCUCGUUACGACUCAGUGAUUCGAAUGGAGAAGUGGAACGACGACAAGCUUGUUAAAAAAAAGACACGAAAACGGAAGUUUGGAGCCAGCGCUGAAAACGCGAACAACAUAAUUGAGACUUGAAUGGCAAGUUUCACCGGGUGAUUGUUUUUUGCUCAGUCAGCAGCUGGAGUUCUCUGUGCUUUGUCCGGAAAAGAAAGGAAGUACUUUUGGUCACGAGUGAAAGGAACCCAGAGCGUGAUUAUACAUGUUUGCACUGCCUUAAAGCGUUUCUAAGCAAAGGUCUAUUUAUCAUUUCGAUUCCUAGGAGGUGGAGGAUCGAAACGUGACCCUGAAAGCUCCACCUCAGUGUCUGAUGUAGCGCUUCAAGAAUCCCUUGGCCUUUUUUAAGUGUUACAACCAUUGAUCUCGGAUUAGUUUUCGCGAGGUGGGGACCACUGUGUCAUAAUCCCUAACGAUGAAUUGAUUAGAUGCUUAACGCCGCAGAUUUUCCUGAAAGCGUAGCAAGGUGGAUUGUACGUGUUCCUGAUUUUAGUGUAAGUAUUGUAUAUUUGUAAAUACGACAAGGACAUAUCUCUAAAUUGUAAAUAAAGACACUUUAAUCACCCGUCCAAGUCAUGGAGCCGUGUGACCCGGUCGAGAGGGAGAUAAGGACCUUGUCGCUCUGCCGGCGUUUGUGUUACGCCGCCGGGCAUUUUCUCAAUGAUUUGUGUGCCUCGAUGUGGUUCACCUACCUGCUGGUCUACCUGCACUCGGUCCUGGGCCUCCGGAGCACCUUUGCCGGCGUGCUGCUGCUCAUCGGACAGGUGGCUGAUGGAGUGUGCACUCCGAUCAUUGGAUUUGAAUCCGACAGAACUCCCGGCCUGAGACACGGCAAGAGAAAAAGCUGGCAUUUGUUGGGAACCAUCUGUGUUAUCCUGUCUUUUCCCUUCAUUUUCAACCCCUGCCUGGCCUGCUCGACAAGCACCCCACAAUGGGCCGAGGUCAUCUACUUCGCCCCUCUCAUCGUCAUCUUCCAGUUUGGCUGGGCGGCCACUCAGAUUUCACAUCUCGCCCUCAUUCCAGAGCUGGUGGCCAGUGAGAGUGCAAAGGUGGAACUCACUGCGUACAGGUAUGCCUUCAGUGUGAUGGCCAACAUCAUCGUGUACACGGUGGCCUUUCUGCUCUUUCACUUCCUGGCCCAAGAGGACUUCACCGACAACCUGGGCAAGGAAGACAUUCCUCUGUUUAGGAUACUGGCUCUCGCUCUGCUGGGUGUUGGAGCAGUGUUCUCCUUCAUAUUUCACAUUGGCAUCAAGGAGAAGUCAGGAGACGAUCCACUGCUCGCACCUUCUCCAGAUGAGGAUGCGCCGCGUGUUCGAGUGUUGCAGUGGCAGCACUGGCUUAAAGAGCCUUCGUUCUACCAGGUGGCCUUCCUCUACAUGUGCACGAGACUCAUUGUCAACCUGUCCCAGUCGUACAUCUCUGUUUACCUCACUAACUCACUCUUGCUGCCAAAGAAAUACAUCGCCAUCAUUCCGCUUGUGAUGUAUGUCAGCGGCUUCGUUAGCUCGCUGACCAUGAAGCCAAUCAGCAAGUUUGUCGGCAUCACUAUCAUGUAUUUUGUCGGCCUGCUGCUGGUGAUCAGCUUUGCCCUCUGGGUGCUUUUUGACAAGAACAUGGGAGCUGAAAGCAUCUAUGGCGCAACUGUGCUGCUGGGAGCCGGCUCCGCUGUCAUCCUGGUCAUGUCCCUCUCCAUGACCGCCAAACUCAUCGGGGAGCAGACGCAAAGUGCAGCUUUUGUUUAUGGAGCAAUGAGCUUCACGGACAAGGUGGCCAAUGGUGUGGGUAUCAUUAUCAUUCAGAGUAUCAGACCGUGCAGCACAGAGGCAUGCUGCCCAGAGUGUAUUUGGUUCUAUCGUGACGUCAUGGCAACCGUGACAGGAGGCGUGGGGUUGGCCGCCGCAGUUGGCCUGUUAACAAUUCUCAUCUGGCCGCUCAAGACGAGGAAAUAUGAAUGAUGGAUGAUGAGUGUCAUCCCUAAAUUGUGAUUGUGAAAAGGAGAAAAAAAUCCAAUGGAUGUUGAAUGCAUUGUAUGCCCGACAUCUUUAUGGAUACAAUGGACACAAUUCACUUUGCUUUAUUUGUUGUUAAAAUAUAUAUUCAGUUUUGAACAGAUUGGAAAGUUGAACCCCAACAUAAUGCAUAGAUAUCGAACCUCAUUUUUUAUGUCUUGUUAUUUACUUUCAAACAACCCCACGAACAGCGAACACUAUACAAUGUAAUCCAUUCAGGACACUAAACACAUUGUUGUCGUGCAGUACUGGAGAUUUUUUUGUUUGCUAAAUGUUUUAUACUAUACAGCACAUGUUUGAUUAUAGAAAGCACACGAUUCCUUUGUCUGAUGUGAAGUGUGUGGCAUGUAUUUUAAAUUAAGUCAAAUGAUGGUCCCUUGUCAAAGAGUGGCACCGAAACCAGAUUAAAAAAUAGGAAGACAAUCUCAACAAUACAAUCUCAGCGUGUGACUGAA